AUGUCUAACAAAGCCAUCACUACCAAAGCAUUGUUUGCCGAAAUCUCCUCGGUCAAGAGCUUCAUAUCAAGAAUUGAUGAAGUAAACGAGGAGGUCGACGCUGAUCUGCAAGAGCUGAAGACAGUCGCCAUCCAGCUGCAAGAGAAAGUCGACACAAUCCAAGUAACAGUGGAUCGAAUCCUUGAACACCUUCAGCAAGGAGAUAGGCAGGAGCCUACUGAACAAGAAGCAAGAGACGUCAAUACCACAAGACGAACACUUGUCCGCCCGUUCGUUGUGGUGAACAACCGUCGCCAGGCUCAAGAUUUGAGCACAGACGUUUUGAGGCAAUUCAUUGCCUUACACUUUUUUGCCGUUUACGAAGAAGAGCUGUGCGGCAACGCCAUGACGAACGUAAUGCUCGAAACGACGAUGAUCAUACAAGAGAUCAUCACCGAGGAGGGCAUUUCUCUUGCAACGGCAUGGAGCUCAAUUGACCCUAGCAUACAAAAAAAGUAUGCUUUGAUGCUAGAGGUCAAUUGCAAAGCAUUUGAUGUUCACUUUGACAAAUGCGUCAAUUCGUGGGCAACGAGGUGGUUGUUGCAGUACAAAUGGGGCAACAAGCACCAAUACCACAAACGCAUAAGUCUGGAAAAGACCGACGACGAGUCAUCCAGCAGCGGUGGUAAUGACGGCGAGGAGAUCGAAGAGGAAGACAACACUCGUCCCAGAGUGUACAAAAGAAGACGAGCAGAAUUGUAG
Molecule: messenger RNA, 741 nt
Organism: Zychaea mexicana
Lineage: Eukaryota; Fungi; Mucoromycota; Mucoromycetes; Mucorales; Lichtheimiaceae
Exons: 4
Coding region: 1-741 (246 amino acids)
Source: RefSeq, a predicted model, not a curated record